AUGAAUCCCAAAAAAUUGUCAAGUGACAUCAAUAAAAAGUUCUGUGAUGUUGAAGAAGAGCAACAAGUCGUAGCAACGACAAUGGAUAAUUUCAGCAAAGGUGUAGCGACAAAAUCUCAAUCGAAAAGUGGCCAGAAUCUGCCAUGCGAUUCUGAAAAAACACAAUUUGCGCUUGACAGUCUGCAAAUUAGCAAUGAGCGGUCAGCUAUAGCAGCACCGUUUAUGCCAAUUUCUGGACAAAUAUCAAUUGAAUUCGGUAAAUUAACUAUUCCGCACAUUACCUGCGCUUCAUGCAAAUCUCGCGGAGAAUAUGAAAGUAUCGACGUGGAGAUACAAGACGAAAAACUGCCAGAAAAAUCAGCUGAUAAUAAGGAUGAGAGGUAA
Loa loa (African eye worm) is the source of this 384-nucleotide messenger RNA. RefSeq lists its product as hypothetical. The transcript is spliced from 2 exons. The record is from RefSeq and is a predicted model, not a curated record. The coding region runs from base 1 to 384 and encodes 127 amino acids. Lineage: Eukaryota; Metazoa; Nematoda; Chromadorea; Rhabditida; Onchocercidae.